GAGCGCUGGAGCCGCACUCCACGUUGAAGACACCAAAGAAGCAGAAGUAGGAUUGUAAACACAAGGAUAUGGCUGACGAGAGGGGUGGAGGUGACAACAACAUCAACGACAACAUGGGCAACCAGCUACAGCUCUUACCAGAGAAUGAAGAAGAGGAGGAGGACGAUGACAUGGAGACUGAAGAUCGGGACAGUGAGGAUGCAGAAAAACCUAAUAUCAUCAACUUUGACCCCAGUCUUCCCACAUCACAUGCUUACCUGGGUUCAGACAUGGAGGAGUUUCACGGCCGUACGGUGCACGAUGACGACAGCUGUCAGACCAUCCCUGUGCUGCCCCACACGGCCGUGAUGCUGGUGCCAGGCCAGACGCUGCCGCUGCAGCUCUUCAGGCCGCAGGAGGUCAGCAUGAUGCGCAGCGUCAUCCAGAGGGACCGCACGUUUGCUGUGCUCGCACACAGCGACACCACUGACCCAGAGGCAGAGUUUGGGACAACAGCUGAAAUCUAUGCAUACCGCGAGGAGCAGGAGUAUGGCAUUGAAACAGUCAAGGUGAAAGCUGUAGGGAGGCAGAGAUUCAAGGUCCAUGAGAUAAGAACUCAAGCAGAUGGGAUCAGACAAGCUAAGGUACAGAUCCUCCCGGAGCGGAUCCUCCCAGAUCCCCUCACUGCAGUGCAGCUGACACCCCUCUCCAGGCUCCACAUGCACCCCUCCUGUAGACCCCCGUCCCAGAGUUGCACACAGGCCCAGUGCUGGUGGAAUAACUACCGUCAGAGGAAGUUUCACUGUGCCAGUCUGACACCGUGGCCGCCCUGGGUCUACGCACUCUAUGACUCUGAGUCGCUCAUGAACAGAGUGAAAAAACAGCUUCAUGAAUGGGACGAGAACCUGAAGGAUGACUCUCUGCCGGCUAAUGCCGUAGACUUCUCCUACAGAGUGGCUGCCUGUCUGCCCAUAGAUGAUGCUCUGCGGCUUCAGCUGCUGAAGAUCGGCAGUGCCAUCCAGAGACUUCGCUGUGAGCUGGACAUCAUGGACCGGUGCACUUCACUGUGCUGUAAGCAGUGCCAGGACACAGAAAUCACCACAAAGAAUGAGAUCUUCAGCCUGUCUCUGUACGGCCCCAUGGCUGCGUAUGUCAACCCUCAUGGAUAUGUCCAUGAAACCCUGACUGUCUACAAAGCCAGCAACCUCAACCUGGUCGGCCGGCCCUCCACACUGCACAGCUGGUUUCCAGGGUACGCCUGGACAAUCGCUCAGUGCCGGACCUGUGGCUCCCACAUGGGCUGGAAGUUCACGGCCACCAAGAAGGACUUGUCUCCACCUCGUUUCUGGGGUCUGACUCGUUCAGCCAUGCUGCCCCGCAUCCCCCACACCGAGGGCGAGGAAGGGGGAGAGGGCUCUCGCCUCCUCUGCCUGUGACAUUGGGUCAUCAUCAACGCCCCCUGAACCCCACCAACCCUGGAUAUUCAAUUAUUUUCUGACAGCAGUUCCUUUUUCUGAAUCAAUAAUCACACACAGGCUGUCAACUGUGGCAGCAAAUCCAUCAUAUUUGUGGAAAGGUCAUUCAGUCAGUAAAUGGCUCACUAAGCGCAAAUAGGAAUGGGAUGGCAACAGUCAGUGUUCUUAAAUGUGGAAGCACUAUUGAAAAAAAAUCAUAGCAUUAUGAUCCAGUGAAGGGAAAGGAAUAGAGAAAAAUAAACAAAAAAAAAUAACAGUACUUUAGCAGCAUAAGUAUGUGAUCGUAAUAGCAUGCAGCUCCUUGAUCUGCCCUCCUAUAGCUGUCUGUCCAGCUGCUGAUUGGCUGCUGUAGACACACACGCGCGCCCACAUACGCAAACAUACACACACACAAAAUAAUCUUGCUUCAUGCACAGCUAUGUUGUCUCCCAAGUCCUUUCCUCUGUAUGAUGGAUAGUGUGACUGCAUGCAGUUGAAAUAUCAAUCUAUGUCACAACAUGACCACGUUAUCCUCUUUAAUUUGCUCCAAAACCAUCCAUUCAGUCGAAAUCCGCUUGGGAUUCAGCUCCUCAGCGGUUUUCUCAGAUUUGUUUUCUCAAAUGAUUUCAGCUGCAGCAGGUCAUCAUAACAUUAACUAAUUGUACGAGGAAAUAUUCUCAUGUUUGGCAAAUUGCGUCAAUCUUCCAAGAAAGUGGCUGUUUUUGUAUGCCUGGAGUGAGAUUGGAAAUGAAUACACUUUUCCAUGUAUGCGGAAUUUUUAUCACCAGUUUUUGAAGAAAACAAGGUGUAAUAUAGUUGUAGAUUGGUUAUCUAUUUUGUAAAGAAUGAAGGCUCAUUGUUCUGCAAGUCGAUGUGCCUCUGAAGACGUCAUUAUCUCUGGUCACUUCAUAUGCACAAGUGAAAAUUAGAGAUGGAUUGGUGCCUCGUGUCAGACUGCUUGAGAAAGGUCAAAGCUAAUUAAGCCAGAGACCAGGGAUGUUAAUUGCCCUUCUUCUGUUUACUUGUUUGUUCAUGUUGUGUGGCAUGUUAAAAUGGUGUGCCUACGCUCCAGCUCAAUGUCUUUUUGGAUUUGAGUUUGGUAAAUCAUCGGACCACAGACUGAUGAAAUGAAUGAAAGCAACUCAUGAAUGAAAGUGAUUUAAAAAAAAAAAAAGAAAAAAAAAAGAUUUACUUGUUUAAGUUUUUCUAGACUAGACUUUGAGCUGUAAUCUCAUAGUUUUAAGAAUUUUACUUAUUGAAUUUGUUGCAAGGUUGCUGGCUCUCGUUUGUAUAAAUAUAACUGUAAAUAAGAGGCAGUGAUGUUGAUUAUGGUUCAAUAUAACCAGCGUUCGACUGUGUGUAGAAUCUGACUCUUAUUUCUCCUAGCUGUUCAUUCCAUCGGCACAUUACCUGAAAUUAUUCUUUCACCAGUAAGCAGACUAAUCUUAUGCCAAAAGAAACUCUCUAGAAUGUGAAGAUGUUGGUCUUGCUAUCACACAGCUGUGGUGUGCCAUAAUGAAAUGUUUGGAUAUUUUCCUAAAAGGCAACACCAUUCAAUAAACAAUAAAGUCCUAUAUGUCAGUAUUUUGGCCUCAAGACAACAAUGUCAUAUGAGUGGACAGUUUGGAGUUGUAUUUAAGGUUGGGAAAAUGAAUUUGUGGACUUACAGAGCUUGACUUUACAGGAAUACUUCAAGGUUUUGGGCAGAAUACAUUUUUUUACUGACUUACCCAUACCGAGAUUAGGUUUUCAAUACCAGUUUCACCUCUGGGCCGAACCACUGGACGUACAGAUGCGAAAACGGUAUCGAACAUCUUGUCUUAGUCGGGUUAAGUUGGAAAAGGGUUAUUUUGCUCAAAACAUUGGAGUACUCCUUUACCAUCUAAUUGAUCUCCACCUUCUAGUUCUGUAAUUUCCAAGUUUAAAAAAAUCAGUGUUGUCACUUUAGGAUUUUCCAUCUUUUCCAAAUAACUCACUAUUGAGCUGUACAUCAGUAUCAUAUCAUAAAUAAAGAGACAUGAAAAACGCUGUUUUAUUUUGUAC
This is a messenger RNA of Myripristis murdjan (pinecone soldierfish), 3476 nucleotides long. RefSeq names its product cereblon (gene crbn). The transcript is spliced from 11 exons. The record is from RefSeq and is a predicted model, not a curated record. Lineage: Eukaryota; Metazoa; Chordata; Actinopteri; Holocentriformes; Holocentridae. Gene Ontology annotation, biological process: protein ubiquitination. Gene Ontology annotation, cellular component: Cul4A-RING E3 ubiquitin ligase complex. The coding region runs from base 69 to 1415 and encodes 448 amino acids.